AUGGACGAUAUUGUUACGAUAUUAAUGAAUGCAGAGAUGGAACAGAUGAAUGCAGCUGGAACGCUCGUUGCAGUAACACAGAGGGCUCUUACACAUGUGGCUGUGAUUCAGGCUUCCAUGGUGAUGGGAUGUCAUGUGGGUAAAGAGGAGGAAAGGUUUAAAUNUCUGGAUGGAUCACAUGACUGCAGUUCGCAUGCAACUUGUAAGAACACUGUGGGCUCCUAUUCAUGUUCAUGCAAUGAUGGUUUCCAUGGCAAUGGUCGUUUAUGCUCUGACGUCAAUGAGUGCAGCGUUGGAAGUCAUCUCUGUGAUGCUCACGCCACCUGUGUUAACAAGCCUGGUUCUUACAGCUGCUUCUGCAGAAAAGGCUACACCGGCAAUGGAAGAUAUUGCAACGACAUUAAUGAAUGCAGAGAUGGAACAGACAGAUGUAGCUGGAACGCUCGUUGCAUUAACACACAGGGCUCUUACACUUGUGGCUGUGAUGCAGGUUUCUAUGGUGAUGGGAUGUCAUGUAGUGAUUUAGAUGAGUGCGCACGGGGUGCGCACGAUUGUCAUCCCAAAGCUGUGUGCAGUAAUACUUGGGGAUCAUAUCAGUGUUCCUGUUUAAAAGGAUAUUACGGAAAUGGCAAACAGUGUAAAGCUUCCUCUGCCACAAAUCAACAAGUGCUUCUCGACAUAUUUUUUCUUUUUAGUAUGAGUAUUGCUUUUAGUCUAUUGUUCUGUAUGCAUCGUACAGAAAGUGAACACAUUACUAUGUCACAAUCUAAAGCGAAAUAUCAUAGACUCCAUCUCGAUGAAGUGACUGAUGGCACGUCCUAUGAGAAACGCACUAGUAACAAACUCUCGAUCGUCAGCUACUCCGAGGCAACACCCGUCUUGGUGUUUAUUUUGGCUGUGAUUCUUCUCAUAAUUGUGAUGGCCAAUCAAUCUCGUGACAAGGAAGUUGAAAACGACAGCACAAGUUUUGCCGCGUCAGUUGACUGCAGACAGAUGCCACUUUGUGACUCCAACUCAACCUGUACAGCUGAAUUCAGUAGAGACAAAAAUCGUUACAUUUGUGUUUGUAACACUGGCUUUAAAAGAAACGGUUCCAUUUAUGCAGAUGGCAUGCCAUGUCAGGAUCUUAAUGAGUGCAAAGGCAAUAUGCACAACUGUAGUGUUCAUGCACUCUGCAAUAACACCAUUGGCUCUUAUGAUUGUACUUGUGUUCAAGGGUUCCAUGGAGAUGGCAUAACAUGUGAAGAUCUCGAUGAGUGCAAAGGCAAUAUGCACAAUUGCAGUAUUUAUGCACACUGCAAUAACACCAUUGGUUCUUAUGAUUGUAAUUGUCUUGAAGGGUUUCAUGGAGAUGGCUUGUCAUGUCAGGAUGUUGAUGAGUGCAAGGAUAAUAUGCACAAUUGCAGUAUUUAUGCACUCUGCAACAACACUAUUGGCUAUUAUAAUUGUACUUGUCUCGAAGGAUUCCAUGGGGAUGGCAUGUCAUGUCAGGAUAUUGAUGAAUGCAAAGGUACUCUGCACAACUGCAGUGCUCAUGCAUUUUGCAAUAACACUAUUGGCUCCUAUGACUGUACUUGCCUCCCAGGAUUCAAAGGAGAUGGAUUGUCGUGUGAUGACAGCAAUGAGUGUAAAACGAAUACACACAACUGCAAUGGGUAUGCUGUCUGCAAAAACACAAUUGGCUCCUAUGACUGUACGUGUCNAUUUAGCUAUGGUGUGGAGGUGCAUAGUGGUGAACAAAAGAAGACAUCGGAGCCACUUUUGGUUUCCAAUUUGAGUGAUUUGGGAUCUUCAAGUUUCUCUGCUGCCGACACAAGUCCCAACGAGAACGUCACUCAGUUGCCUGUAGUGAAAAAGGAAGAGAUAAAGUUCUCAGCUAAAGACGAAGUUGGCCGCGGUUCUUUUGGCGUUGUUUACAAAGAGACAUGGACCGGAACCAAAGUUGUAUUGAAGCAUGGGAAAAUACGAAACCCCAGGCGUCUUCGGGACAUAAAACCUGCCAAUGGGCUGGUGCCCAAGACAACACACAUAACUAAGCUACGUGACAUAGGUUCGAGCAAGUUGAAGUCAGUGCAGUCCCUCAGUCAGACCACUAGCACAGGUAUUCCAGGAACUCCUUCUUAUAUGGCUCCCAAAUGUCUGCAUGUGAGAAAGAAAGCCACGGUCCAUUCAGAUGUCUGGUCAUUAGCAUGCACGCUAGUUGAACUUUUCACGGAGAAGGACUGCCGGGAACAACCGUUGGAAGACAAGAAAGCGACCGCUGGAAAGGAAAGUGAUGGUUUCGCUAGAUAG
Orbicella faveolata is the source of this 2292-nucleotide messenger RNA. RefSeq lists its product as uncharacterized. The record is from RefSeq and is a predicted model, not a curated record. Lineage: Eukaryota; Metazoa; Cnidaria; Anthozoa; Scleractinia; Merulinidae. Gene Ontology annotation, molecular function: calcium ion binding.